AAACAUAGCAAACCAUUUUCUUUCUCUAAGAGGGAAAACAAGAACAAUGACAAUGGCAACCCUGUCUAGUCUUAACCUCGCAACCCCAAGGAUGACAGCCAACCUACCGGAUUCUAACAAGGUUAACACCGUCAAGGCUCCAUACCUUAACCAGAACCGGCCAUGGAAAAUGGUAACCCAUUUGGGUUCUAGGAGGAUGCGGGCGAUGGUGCCCGUGAAAGCUGCACCUGAUAGCUUAUCGGAGAAGGUGGAACAGAGCAUCAAGGAAGCACAAGAGGCGUGCUCCAACGAUCCGGCGAGUGGAGAGUGCGUGGCCGCUUGGGACGAGGUGGAAGAGCUGAGUGCAGCAGCCAGCCACGCUAGGGACAGGAUGAAAGACAACGAUCCUCUGGAGAAUUACUGCAAAGACAACCCUGAGACUGAUGAGUGCAAAACUUACGAUAAUUGAAA
This is a messenger RNA of Hibiscus syriacus, 450 nucleotides long. RefSeq names its product calvin cycle protein CP12-1, chloroplastic-like. The record is from RefSeq and is a predicted model, not a curated record. Gene Ontology annotation, cellular component: chloroplast. Bases 47 to 448 code for a protein of 133 amino acids. Gene Ontology annotation, biological process: negative regulation of reductive pentose-phosphate cycle. Lineage: Eukaryota; Viridiplantae; Streptophyta; Magnoliopsida; Malvales; Malvaceae. The transcript has a single exon.